AUGCCGCGGCCGCGCCGCGCGGUGCAGCUGGCGCCCGGCUCGCUGGCCCUGGUGCUGCGCCGGCGGCGGGAGGCGGCCGGGGAGCCGAGCGGCGCGGCGCUGUUCCGGGCCUUCCGCCGGGCCAACGCCAGGUGCCACUGGGACGCCGGGCUGGCGCGCGCCGUGUCCCGCGUCUCGCUGCAGGGCUGGCUGCGGGGCGGUGUGCUGCUCCUGCAGGGCCCCGCCGCCCCUCUGCAGCUGCUGCGGGACGCCUGGCUCCGCAGGGCGCUGCGCCCGCCCCACGGGUUUCUCAUCCGGGCAGUGGGUGAUGUAUCUCCAAUUCACAUGAAUCCUAUUUCUCAAUCCCAGUUUGUUCCUUUGGCAGAAAUUCUUUGCUGUGCUAUAGCUGAUAUGAAUGCAGCUCAUGUUAUUGUUACCCAGGAAACAUUAAUGGAUCAGUUGGUGAAACAUUAUCCAGGUAUAGCAACUCCCUCACAAGAAAUUCUAUAUAGUGUGCUUGGAACUCUAAUUAGAGAGAGGAAGAUAUAUCACACUGGAGAAGGCUACUUCAUAGUGACCCCUCACACCUACUUUAUCACAGAUAAUGUUAUGAAAGACAAUAAGAAGUUCCUCUUAGAGGAUAAUUGCCCUCUACUGCCGUCCACCUCUUACCUUGUAAGCAUGGAGAGCUCUGCAGAUCUAACAAAAGAAAAUGUUCCUCUGGUGUCUCAUUGCAGAUUCUGUCAUUGUUUCCCUGCUCAGGCUAUAUUCAGUGAACAAAGACAUCAGCAAUUAAUUAACCAUGAACCUAAUGGAAUUGGUCAGAAAGGCUCUGGUGAGUUGAAGCCCUCAGUUCAGAAUCAGCCUCUCUCUAAAUCAGUUGAGACUCAGUCAUGUGACAUAACCAAGUCCUUAACUUCAAUGAAAGAAAAAGAAAAAUGUAAAAAGUUUGGGCUUGGCUUUUUCUGGCGUAGCACAUCUAAAAAAGAAAAACCUAAAAAAAAGUAUUCUUCUUUUUCUGCCCAAUUUCCUCCUGAAGAAUGGCCAGUCAGGGAUGAAGAUAAUUUAGAUAACAUUCCACGUGACAUUGAACAUGAAAUCAUCAAGCGUAUUAACCCUGUGCUAACAGUAGAUAAUUUAGUUAAACACACAGUACUAAUGAAGAAAUUUGAGGAACAGAAAAAAUAUAUUAGUAAAGGCACCUCAACCGAAAUGUUGACAAUUAACCAAAAGCAUAUUUCAAAAGGGUGUGUUCUUAAAAAGCAAAGUAAAAGGGCAAAGCAUCACAGGAAAGUUCAAUCCAACAAAGAAAAGCAAAUAAGAAAAACCCAGAGAAAAUCUCAAGUUAAUGAGGUAAUGUCAGAAAAUGACAAACAGGAAAAACGUGCAGAGCUGCUAUCACAUGUUACAAAUGAAGUCAUAGCUCAUGAACAGCUAUAUGAGGAUGCAACAGUUGUUAAAUCCCAUUUUAUAUAUAAAAAGCAAAUUAAGAAUCCUUUUCAAGGUCUACCAUGUAGAGAGAAACUUUCUACAAAAGGGCACAAAGGUCAGAAAAACAUUCAAUUUAAGUCCAGGAUUCAAAAGCAAGAAUGGAAUUUUCAAAGGUCAAGGUCUUUGGAUUCCUCAAGAACCUUUGACCAUGAAGCCAUACAAUCAAAUGCUGAAAAACGCAGUGACAAAGCCAAGCAAAACAAAUCAUCCCACAAUAACAAUUCUUCCCUCCAACCUAUCAAAGGCCAUUUCAGUGAAUGCUCUAAUUAUCCACAAUGCAGUACUUUACGAAUAGAUGAUAGAUGUCAUCAUUCCAGAGAGAGUAGCCUUUCUGACUAUGUCUAUAGAGGGGCAAACAAAAAAGUUAUUGGAGAUGUUCCAAAAACUCAUUUCUCUUACAUUGAAGAUAUGUUUGAGUUUAAGGAAGAAAUAAAGUAUCCACUGAGUUCAAAAGAUACCCAUCAGUGUGACAAACCUGCCAUAAUAUGUGAGCUACUAGAUCAAACAUCAAAUCAGUUUCAGAAUUUCAGUCUUUCUAAUGAUCCUGCUGAUGCUAACCAGUUUAAACAGUCUGAAAAUGGUGCAACUCAAAGACUAAGUACUGACAAAAAGAACGAACUAAUGUUUAACAAUACUACUAACUGGCCUGAGUCUGUUAACCCAGAAAAAAAAGGAUUCACUGAUGAUCAGACUUUGUAUCAAAAAGUAGAUGAUGAUGAUGAUGCUUGCAGUUCAUUAUAUCUUGAGGAGGAUGAUUACCCUAAAUCGUAUCAGCAACAACUCAGCCACACUAUUUCAGAAACAGGAGAAUGGAGUAAGGGAAUACAACAGAUAGGAACUGAACUGUCUCUCAGAAACUGGAGUCUUAGUAUUCAUCCAGCUGAGUGCACUACUAAUGUAAAUCAAUUAGAUUCUUGUGGGCAUGAAGAAAAUGAAUGUCAUAGUCAUAGUGGGUCAAUGGAUAGCUCACAAGAGUGCCAGAAAAUGCAUCUUGCAGGAGAAAAUUGUUUCCAUGAGCGGCUAUCUCAGUUUGCUUACACUCAUCAUGAAGAGGAAGUUGACCUUGCUGAACAUGUUCAGGCUUCAGAUAUUGGUGUCAAUAUACUUGAUUUCUGCAAAACAAACGAGGGUGACUCAGAUGCUGAAACUUUGCCAAACACUCCCAAUGAAAUGAGAGAGAAAUCGGCAUGCUGGACACUGGGACUGCAGAUCAUGGAAAUGAGAAAAAAAAUUGGAAAAAAGCAAGAGCUUUUUAAUAGUACACAUACUACAAUUUCAGGGCCAAAUGUCCAAAAAGAAUUAAAUGUAGAAGGAACAGAAAACCAGAGCAUUACAGGAGACAGCGGAAUUGAUUCUCCAAGAACACAAAGUCUUACAUCUAAUAAUUCAGCCAUUUUGGAUGGGUUGAAAAGAAGACGAAGUUUCCUGCAGAACUUUGAAGGCAUAAAUAACAGUGCAAGGAGUGGAAGGAUGCUUACAGAAAAUACAUUGCUGCAGUUAACUCCAGUCAUGAAUGUUUAAGUUUCUUCUCUUGCAGAGCUUUGUGAAUUCUUUCUUUUGUAUAAUGUAAAUAUCAUUAGUGUAAAUUUUUGAAACAAUCAGAUACAUAAAGAUGCAUCUAAAUCCAUGUCUAUACUUUAAACUUGUUUGAACUAGGGCUGUCAAGUGAUUAAAAAAAUUAAUUGUGAUUAAUUGCACGAUCGUGGUGUUAAUAAUAGAAUACCAUUUAUUUAAAUAUUUUUUGAUGUUUUCUACAUUUUCAAAUAUAUUGA
This is a messenger RNA of Mauremys mutica (yellowpond turtle), 3242 nucleotides long. It is a transcript of the gene STOX1, whose product is annotated as storkhead box 1. Lineage: Eukaryota; Metazoa; Chordata; Testudines; Geoemydidae. Gene Ontology annotation, cellular component: cytoplasm; nucleus. Gene Ontology annotation, biological process: positive regulation of transcription by RNA polymerase II. The transcript is spliced from 4 exons. The record is from RefSeq and is a predicted model, not a curated record. Gene Ontology annotation, molecular function: RNA polymerase II transcription regulatory region sequence-specific DNA binding; DNA-binding transcription activator activity, RNA polymerase II-specific. Bases 1 to 2991 code for a protein of 996 amino acids.